AUGGACAGGAACAGGUUGGAUUUAAGAUUGCAUGAUUCCGGAUCAACGCAGUCAGACGAAUCUGCUUUGGAUAUGGAAAGAAACUGUUGCAAUCAUUCUAGUCUUCCUUGGUCAAGUCCAUCCUCAUUGCAGCCCAUUGCAUCAGGCGGUCAGCACUCAGAAAAUAAUGCUGCCUACUUCUCUUGGCCUACCCUUAGUAGAUUGAAUGACACGGCCGAGGAUAGAGCCAACUAUUUUGGUAACCUUCAGAAGGGGGUGUUGCCAGAAACUCUUGGCAGGUUACCUUCAGGGCAGCGAGCCACCACUUUACUUGAAUUGAUGACUAUCAGGGCAUUUCACAGCAAAAUCUUGCGUCGGUUUAGCCUUGGCACGGCGAUUGGGUUUAGGAUCCAAAGGGGUGUUUUAACUGACAUUCCUGCUAUUCUUGUCUUUGUUGCCCGCAAAGUACAUAGACAAUGGCUAAGUCAUGUCCAGUGUCUACCUUCUGCCCUUGAGGGACCAGGAGGUGUUUGGUGUGAUGUGGAUGUGGUCGAAUUCUCAUACUUUGGUGCUCCUGCCCCUACGCCUAAGGAACAACUGUAUACUGAGCUUGUUGAUGGGUUAAGGGGAGGUGAUCCAUCAAUUGGUUCUGGAUCCCAGGUGGCUAAUCAAGAAACCUACGGAACCUUGGGUGCUAUAGUGAAGAGCCGAACAGGAAACAGACAGGUCGGUUUUCUCACAAAUCGACAUGUUGCAGUUGAUUUGGAUUAUCCAAACCAGAAAAUGUUUCAUCCUUUACCUCCCAGCCUUGGGCCUGGGGUUUACUUGGGCGCGGUGGAGAGAGCAACCUCUUUCAUCACGGAUGAGCUAUGGUAUGGAAUAUUUGCUGGAACAAACCCAGAAACAUUUGUGCGGGCGGAUGGUGCCUUCAUUCCUUUUGCAGAAGAUUUCAACAUGAACAAUGUCACUACAUUGGUCAAAGAUGUGGGAGAGAUUGGUGAUGUACAUGUAAUAGACUUGCAAUCUCCGAUCAGCAGUCUCAUUGGCAGGCAAGUGGUGAAAGUAGGAAGAAGCUCUGGAUUGACAACUGGUACAAUAAUGGCCUAUGCUCUGGAGUACAAUGAUGAGAAAGGGAUUUGCUUCUUUACUGAUUUCCUUGUCGUCGGGGAGAAUGAGCAGCAACCAUUUGAUCUUGAAGGGGAUAGUGGUAGCCUCAUUCUCUUAACUGGCGAGAAGCCACGACCAGUUGGAAUAAUUUGGGGUGGGACUGCUAACCGAGGCAGGUUGAAGUUAAAAGUGGGCCAACCACCAGAGAAUUGGACUAGUGGGGUUGAUCUUGGCCGCCUACUUGAUCUCCUUGAACUUGAUCUCAUCACAACGGCAGAAGGACUUCAAGCUGCAGUGCGAGAUCAAAGAAACGCAUCAGCGACAGCAAUCGAUUCUACUGUUGGAGAGUCGUCACCUCUUACUGUACGAGUUCCAUCAUCGACCAAAAAAAUGGAAGAGUGCUUUGAGCCCUUUAAUUUGAACGAUAUUAGUCAAGUUGAAUACGAAUUGCACGAGACACCAACACCUCCUUCUAUCCGGCACGAGUUCCACAUAGAUGAUGGUGCAGAAGUCACUCCCAGUGUAGAACACCAGUUCAUUCCAAGCAGCUUCACAGUGGGUUCUCUGGCCCACGUUGACAACAAGCAGCAGAAGCAACCGAAAGAGGACCACGAACUGAAGAAGGACCUUUCAGCAUUAUUGCAGAAUGGAGCCGGUGAAGAGAUGUCUGUGUCAUUGCAGUUGGGUGAGCCUGAGCCAAAGAAGAGAAGAAAGCAGCCUGGAUCAUCUCUCAGCAUUAAAGAAGAAUCAAAAUGA
Linum trigynum is the source of this 1842-nucleotide messenger RNA. The record is from the annotation of a GenBank genome assembly. Lineage: Eukaryota; Viridiplantae; Streptophyta; Magnoliopsida; Malpighiales; Linaceae.